Cryptomeria japonica (Japanese cedar) is the source of this 2157-nucleotide messenger RNA. Its product is annotated as transcription factor bHLH94. Gene Ontology annotation, biological process: guard cell differentiation. The record is from RefSeq and is a predicted model, not a curated record. The transcript has 3 exons. Bases 872 to 1876 code for a protein of 334 amino acids. NCBI's taxonomy places the organism in Eukaryota, Viridiplantae, Streptophyta, Pinopsida, Cupressales, Cupressaceae. Gene Ontology annotation, molecular function: protein dimerization activity; DNA-binding transcription factor activity.
AACUCUGAUUUGCAUUUUAGCAUAGCACAGUGGGGUUGAUUGGUAAUGACCCCUAAAAUCAACCCUAGGGAUUAAUGGCUAUUUGACUGUUUUCAUAUAAAAAAUUGUGCCCGUUGGUGUAUUGGGGAAGUUCAAAAAAACUUCGGUGACUGUAAUGGGAUUCAACCAUUUCUAUUUUGGGUUAACUUAUUUUCGUUUCUGUGUUAACCGGUCGGCUGUUGAACUCAACAUUGGGAACAUCGGUCAAAGUCAUUUCAUCGGAAGUUCGGCCCAGAUAGAACUGGGAAACAGCGAUCACAAUUUGAUCCGACGGACGGUACAAUGUGACCCAUUUUGAUGAAAGAAACAUGCAGGCUUUUUAACUGUUGGGAGAUACCCACAACUCAGUACCCUGUGCGAACCAGGCUGGUAAUAGUGAUGUGUGGAACGGAACGAGUGGGAGGGUUUUGUUUUAUUUUAGUUGUGGGCCUGAAUUUCUAGGGAAACCAAGAUGCCCAAGUCGAAUAUUUCCCAGACCAUUACUUUUCUGAAGUACUGAUAAGGACAGGCAUGCAGGGCACAAGCCUAACUGUGGGUACCUCUACCAUUGCCCUGUCAAUAUGACAUAGCAGUAGUAACAGAAAGUUUGAGGGCAAUCAAAAUCAAUCCCUGUAUAUUUUCAUUUUCAUCAUUUGCUGACUUCAUCCUUAAGGCUGUGUGUACUAGUAGGGAAGCAGAAUACAGGUCAGCCAUACUGAGUGGUCAUUAUUCUUCCCACCUCCUUCCUAAUCAUUUUGUUGUGUUGACUAGAAUUGAUUUGCAUGUCCCCAAAUCAGAGGUGAAGCUAGACCUGGCUGGCUGCCUUUUUAGUUUGGGGAAAGUCAAGAUUGAGAUGAUGGAGGAGAUGAUGGACAUGUCCUAUGCAGACCUAAAUGACCUGACAAAUUGGCAUGGGGGUUUUCAGAAACUUUUGAGCUCUGCUAUGUGCUAUGAACCAGAGGCCCAUGAGCUUUUCCAAGAUACUGUAAGAAAGAUGAGGCUUGUUCAUGGGUUGGAACAGGAGAGCUGCAUAACUGGUGUUUCUGAGGAAGUGAAGAAUUUUUGUAGGGAGAGUAGUAAUCAUAAUGUUCAUUCUAACUCAGAGGAUGGUGUGAGUGACACUACUACACAUGAUGAGCAGAACAAUGCAGGAGCUGCAUCCAUGGCUGCUUCCCAUUCUUUGGAGGCCAUGUUUGCAGAGGGAGAGGCUGGGAAGAAAAGGAAGAGAAGAAGGCUCAAGGUUUUGAAGAAUAGUGAGGAAGUGGAGAGCCAAAGGAUGACCCAUAUUCAAGUGGAGAGGAAUAGAAGGAAGCAGAUGAAUGAGUACUUAAGCAUCUUAAGGUCUCUAAUUCCUGAUUCAUAUAUCCAAAGGGGAGAUCAAGCAUCUGUUAUAGGUGGGGCAAUAGACCUCGUAAAAGAGUUAGAACAGAUGUUGCAGACACUGCAACUGCAGAAGAUGAAGAGGGACAGUGAGGGCAGGAUUCCAGACAAUUGUUUAAUAAACCCACCAGAGUCUUCAGCCCGUUGGAGUUCAAAAUAUGUUUUGGACACUUGUAUCAGAGAACUCAGAGCAGAAAAUAAAUCAGCAGUAGCAGAUAUCGAGGUCACUUUGAUUGAAUCUCACGCCAGUAUAAAAAUUCUAUCAAAGAAGCGACCUGGCCAGCUUUUGAACAUCAUCACCGCUCUACAAAGCCUCAAUAUGACCACCUUGCAUCUCAAUAUCACAACAAUAGACCAGACCAUUAUGUUCUCUUUCAACAUCAAGAUUGAGGAAGAAUGUCGACUGAAUUCAGCUAACGAAAUUGCAGCAGCACUUCAGCAAAUUUUGAGAAUGGUGCAUUCUGAUGCCAUUCACUAAAUACCCAUUUACUUGCAGCUCUUCAUAUUGUAUGCAACCAGAUAUUGUAAUGUUAUGAAAUUUUAUUGGUUUCAGCAAUAUAAUUCAAUCUGAACAAAGCUUUGACAGAUUAGUGCCUGAUUCUAGCAUUGUCUGGUCUUCACAGUAAUACCCAGAAGUUUUCAAACCUUUACAUUGUAACAUAUCCACACAAGAAUUUUCUGCAUGAUUGUGACUGCUGAACCAGGAUUCUAUUUUUGUCUGUCUUAUUCACUGGUAAAGAUUAUCUAUGGUUGCUCCUA